AUGCAAAAACAGCACAUUUUUGAUCAAAAAGGUUUUGCCGGAAUUCGAACAUCGCUUCGAUUUGUCACAGAACACAGUCGGGUCUCGCAACACUUGCUAACCAACAAGUUUAAAAUACAAUCGUUUACCAAUAAGUUUAAAAUGUAUUUGUUAACCAACAAGUUUAAAAUGUAUUUGUUAACCAACAAGUUAAAAAUAUAUUUAUUAACCAACAAGUUUAAAAUGUAUUUGUUAACCAACAAGUUAAAAAUAUAUUUAUUAACCAACAAGUUAAAAAUAUAUUUGUUAAUCAACAACUUUAAAAUGUUGUAUCAAAAAGUAAAAUAA
Vairimorpha ceranae is the source of this 327-nucleotide messenger RNA. RefSeq lists its product as hypothetical. NCBI's taxonomy places the organism in Eukaryota, Fungi, Microsporidia, Nosematidae. Bases 1 to 327 code for a protein of 108 amino acids. The record is from RefSeq and is a predicted model, not a curated record. The transcript has a single exon.